UCAGUUUUAGUCUAACUGUCUUCCCCACAGCUGCAAAACUAAGUGCAGUUUGAAGCAAACCACUGUGAUGAUGUUGUAAUUGGGAGGGGCGGAAUUCUGAAGAGAGCUCUUCAACAUCCAACACAGAAACAACUCAGUCCCUGUACCUUCCCGAGAGAAGGAGGCAGACAGAGCGAGAGGCACGUUCACUCUGGUCUCUUUCGGAGUUUUUGUUUUAGUUUUUCUUUGAAGGAAAGGAGAGGAGCUUUAUCCUUGGAUUCUCUAGCCCAAGAACUCCUGGAAUAACGUCUAAAGGACAAGUCAACGUGACCCCCUCCCCUCCGGGAGCUGCCUGAUGUUCCAGUCUGUUCUGGGGAGACACUGGCCAGUUCGGUUAAUGACAUCAAACAGGUUAAACCCAGGGCGAAGGAAAGACAAAACUGAAAUCAACACUCGUCCAGGAGUGAGAGACCUUUCCCUGUAGAAUGUUGUCUCCAGAUUCCCCCAGCUUCAACACAGACACCGUUUAAGAGCAGGAUGUCCAGCAGGUGGCGCUUUCACCAAGGUUGGAGCUUCUGGAACUUUCUCUGCCAUUUGGCUAUUUUCACAAUCUGUCUCGAUUGCACAGCAGUGUUGGGCUGCUCAAAAUGCACAGAAACUUUAACCGGUCCCACAGGACAGUUCACAUCCCCUUGCUUCCCCCGGGAGUAUGUUUCUGAUUUAAGUUGCAAGUGGACAAUCCGAGCCCCUCCUGGAUUUAUCAUACAGUUGACCUUUCACGAGUUCGAGUUAGAGGAAGCACAAAGAUGUCUGUACGACUUAGUAUCAAUAAACACUGGGGCUGAGCUCAUAGAAUUUUGCGGUGUCACGGCUAAGGGCCUCACGUUGAACUCUACGGGGAAUCAAAUGAUUGUCACGUUCAAGACUGACUUUAGCAUCCAAAAGAAAGGAUUCAGGGUCUCCUACAAACAAGUGGCAGUCUCACUGCGGAAUCAGAUGCUGGUGUUGUCGAAGACCUCCCAGAAACACGCCGUUGCAGUUUCCCCUUCUAUCACCAUCCCAGAGCUGCGGCAGUUCACAAUAUGCCUGGAGGUCAGGGGAGCCAAGGAGGAGGAGAAGUGGACGUUGUUCUCAUACACGGACAGCAGUGACACGGCACAGAUCAGGUUCAAGAAGGAGGGCGAUGACAUUCACCUGGAAGUAUCCGACGUGGAGUGUAACAUUAGCGAGCUCUGGAUUAAGCACUUCUCCGAAGAAGUGAUCACUGAUACUUGGCGGGAGCUGUGCCUCGCCUGGAAUGGCACAUCUGGCAAUAUCAUCAGCCAAAUGCAAGACAAGUACCAGCUCAACCCCUGCCCAGCAUCACAGAACAAGGUCAUUGCGGGCAGUGGUACCCUCUCACUGGCACCAAAAGUGACUCCAACCAGAAACACCUACACGGGUGACCUCUACAACGUCCGACUGUGGAACUUCAGCAUGUCCAGUCAGUCACUGCUAGACCUAACCUGUGAUGAGAAAGGGAAUGUUGUGGACUGGGAGAAUUCGUUUUGGGAUAUUCCUGUUGGUGUGCUGGAACCCAACAGUGACCUGAGCUGUGCUACUGCCUCACCUACCCAGAUGACCAUCAAACCCACCUACUGUUCAACUCCAGGUUCUGGCUGUCAAGUGACCACACCAUCCCAUUUCAGCACUAGUAUCACUAACACGCAUGGUACUAACAGCCCUGAGCCCUCCACUGCUGGCACAAACCCUCCACUCUCGGAAAUCACAUCGCCAGGAACGACAGAACCUGCGGCACCCAGGGGACUUUUAUACAUGACGCAGUUUACGGUCCAUGAUGAGAUUGGGGACAUGAACAUAGCAGAUCUGGAGCAAAGAAUAUCAAACUGGGUAAGUACUCUCAGUUGGCCUUUUCUUAGUUCUUCUGCAGCUAAUGGACCACCAUGCUCAUUUUGUGUGUCAGUAAUAGCCUCCUCAGUAAGGCCUCCCUCUAUCACCCCAUCACUACUCAUCUGGAUUCUUCAAAACAACAAAACUGUACCUCGCCGCAUUUCCAGAUCAAUUGAUUCCACAAGCUAUGAAUGCGUGGCCAUCUUGUAUUACAAUAUUACCAAAAAUGUCUACCUUGAAGAAAGGAUAGUCCAAGAGAGGCUGAGAAACACAUCUUCAGGCAUCGGAAAUAACCUUUCCAUAGAGUCCAUUCAGGUGCAACCUGUAGUGAACUGUUCCUCAGAAGAAAAACCAGCCCAAUAUAUUUGGAAAGCAGCCAGACCAAGGACCACCCAAUAUCUGUCCUGUAUCGCAAAUCAAGAGCAAUAUGCAAGCAGAAGCUGCCUUUUAAACAUGCAGAACUACACAUCUUUCUGGGAACCGCCUGACCUGAGAAACUGUUCGCUGGUUACAAACAACAGCACCUUGGAAAACCUUCCACCUGUUUCCGCAGACAACGCGGCAGAGGUGGCCAGUCAGCUCCUCGAUUUCUCCGCGGAUGGGAAUCUUACCCAGGACCAAGUGGUUAAGCUGGUGGAAACUCUGAAUCAGAUAGUGAUCGUGUCGGACAUCAACUCCACAUUGGCAUCCACAGUGCUGUCAGUUCUGUCCAAUAUUCUUUCAAGCUCAGAUGAGGCACUGGCCACAUCUUCCCAAGUAGCUUUGAGGACCCUAGAUGCAUUGACGGUCAAGAUGAUCUUCAGUGGGUCAUCAGUGAGUAUCAGCAAACGAAACGUAGCCAUUGGGAUCUCCGCUGUCAACUCCACAAAUUACACUGGCACUUCCUUCACUGUGGGAUCCCAGAAUGGAGACUCGGAGCUUGAGCCAAAUUUUAAUGGGGAUCCACAUGGCGAAGCCUUGGCAGGGAUCACGUUACCACCUGGCCUUUUCGAGCAUCUGACAGCCGAUGAGCUCAGUAUGGUGUCGAGGAUUCAGUUCGCUUUCUUCAGUAAAACAGGACUCUUUCAGGAGGAUGUUCGGCCACAGUGUGCCUUCUGGGAUUUAACAUUGAAGAAUGGCAGCGGUGGCUGGAAUAUUCAAGGUUGUCAAGUGGAUUCCGAUUCCAGUGUGAACGAAACCAUUUGCCUGUGUGAUCACCUCACGCACUUUGGAGUCCUUCUGGACAUCUCAGGAACUGCACCACAAAUAGAUCCUCUGAACACAAAGAUUCUGACCUUCAUCACUCAUAUAGGAUGCGGUAUUUCAGCCAUCUUUUCAGCAACUACGUUGUUAACAUACGUGGCCUUUGAGAAGCUGCGGCGGGAUUACCCAUCCAAGAUUUUGAUGAACCUGAGUACUGCACUUUUCCUCCUAAACCUAACGUUCCUGCUCGAUGGCUGGAUUGCCUCAUUCAACAUUCCUGGAUUGUGCAUUGCUGUUGCAGCGUUCCUUCACUUUUUCCUGCUUGCCUCCUUCACCUGGAUGGGAUUGGAGGCUGUUCACAUGUACAUAGCCCUGGUGAAGGUCUUUAACACAUACAUCCGAAAAUACAUGCUCAAGUUCUGUAUCAUUGGAUGGGGUUUACCAGCAAUCGUGGUGGCAAUUGUUCUAGCAAUCGAUGAGGAAUUCUAUGGAGUGAAGCCAUAUGGGGAAGAUUCCGAAAAUGGAGGCUCCGAAUUCUGUUGGAUCAUUGAUCGUAUUGCGUUCUACAUCAGCUGUGUGAGCUAUUUUGUGAUCGUCUUCCUGGUGAACGUAGCCAUGUUUAUCGUGGUGCUGAUGCAGAUUUGCGGAAGAAGUGGCAAGAAAAGCCACCGGAACUUGAAGGAGGAAGCCUUGCGGAACCUACGAAGUGUCAUCAGCUUGACCUUCCUCCUGGGGAUGACCUGGGGCUUUGCGUUUUUUGCCUGGGGGCCAGUGAAUUUGGCUUUCAUGUACCUGUUUGCAAUCUUCAACUCUUUGCAAGGCUUCUUCAUCUUCAUGUUUCACUGCGCCCUGAAAGAAAACGUACAGAAGCAAUGGAGGCGCUAUCUAUGCUGCGGCAGAUUUCGACUACCAGAAAAUUCCGACUGGAGUCGAACAAUCACAAACAACACCAAGAAAGUGAGCUCCGAGAACCUGGGCAAAUCGCUGUCAUCCAGUUCCAUUGGCUCCAACUCCACCAGCUGGACAAGUAAAUUUAAGUCUGGUUCCAGCUUCUUUAAAAACAGCAGCAAGGGCGGCCUCUUUGCAGCUGUGACGUCAUCGAAGUUUGACCAUCUGGAUGCCCAUCAGGACCCCGUCUUUCCCACCCAUAAUGUCCUGGACAAGGUCACGAGUCAAUACCCAACUCACUCGGACAACUUCUACAAGAACAUCAUGAUGUCCGACAGCUUCAGCCACAGUACGAAAUUCUGAUGACCGAAAACCAAACACACGCAAGGAAUGUUCCAGAAGGAGAUGGGCCCAGAGUUGUGUGUGUGUGUGUGGAUGUAUGUAUGUCUGAGUCUGAUAAUAGAUCAUGGGUCACUCGACACAGAUGAAUGGUGGGAAAGGACAGCAGGAAGAGGUGGAGAGAGUGGCACCAAACGUGCUGUUAUUAUUUGGGAGUGAAUUGGAGGAUGGAGAUUUAAUACAGCAGUCUAAAUGAUAUUAUUAACCAAAUAGGCAUUGGCUAACUGGUUUAUUGAUAUCAUCUAAACUCUGGAAGCUAAGUGUGAUCGCUUAUAUUGUCUCUAUCUAGUAGUUUUGUGUGUUGAAGUAAUUGGUACAGGUCAGAUUACAUGUGGAUUCCCAUUCUGAGACUGUUGGGUCAUACAGUGAACAUAUCAGUUCUGCGAUCUAAGCUUGAAUGCAGCCCACUAUCCUAUCCCCACCCUCUCCAACCUCCUUGCUCUUCCCCACCCAGUUGUCCUUCCCUGUGAGAUACCCAUUUGAAAUGAGAUUGUGAGGCUUUGGCCCUGUUUCUGCUGUCCUCAGAGCUCACUGUAGGGAAGUUUGCCAAUGGUUAGACCUGACUUGACAGUUUUCUCUCAGAGAGGCCCUGGGAUGGGGAGUGUUUGCACUGAUGCUCGGAAGUUAAAAGUUCCCCAGCUUCUAGUCUGAGCCACGAGGUAGUGCCAGAGGGGAGGGCACUUCAUUCUGUUGCCCCUGAUUUCUCUGGAAUCGAUUGUCACAGGCCCCAGAAUAAGAAGGAACACACCACCCUGAUAAAUACUAUGAACAAUCACCAAUAAGGAAUGACAGCUUGGACUCAAGAAAGAGCUGAAUUAGAAUAUUGAGAUAUCUGUGACACAGUUUGUACAGCUUCCUCAUGCCUAUAACAAGCAAAAAGAGAAUUCAUAGUGGAGAAACACGCCAUUCGGCCCAUCCAGUCCAUUUUUGGGUUUAUACUCCACAUGAGCCUCCAGCCACCCGACUUCAUCCAAGCUAUUGGGUCAAAAUGGUAGAUUGAUACUAAGUGAACAGGAAGGUGGUAGUAUUUACAGCAUAUUACAGUAAUCAGAAAAGAAGGUCUAUGUGCCACCCAAUGCAAAGGGCUUUCAUUCCAAAGGCAAGAGGUUCAGUUGAGAGCUGGGGUUCACCCUGGCCGCCAUUACCUCAGUCAGUUUUGGUGGGAAGUGACUGGUUGGGGCACAGGGAGAUGCUGUCAGCAGAGUAAGGAGUUGCUUGGCCUUGGGUACGGUGAGUGGCUGGGCAAAAACAUUGCUGAUCCCAGGUUUAAGCAACUCAGUUCCAUCGUGAAGGCUGGGUUUGGGAGAGCGAAAUAAUCUAGCUGACCCAUCAAGAGGCUGGGGUACAGGCUUGUUAGUAGGCACGACUGGCUUUCCUUUUCUGAAUCUGGCCCCAUAUGGUACGCCUGACUGCCUCUGCAGGAGCUCACAAUCGUAAAACAGGCUCCUCUGAUGUUAAGCACUUUCUAUGAUUGAGCCCAGUUACCAGUUCAGGGAGCAAGGGAUAUUUUAUCGUUAUCAUGAUCACCCAAAUUUAGCUGUGACUCCAUUUGACCUCAGAAGGUACAUUAGAUCCAUCACCAAUGUUUGCAAACGGAUUUGUCAUGAAAUGCUUGCAAAUACUCCAGUAUGUUCACCUGUGUCUUUUUUCUGGUGGUGUGUUUCCAGCUUUUUUUUCUUGCCUGCAGUACCACCAGCAACCUGGCAGUGGCGAUGGCACCAAUUGGAACAUCAAUGGGUGUUCAACACACCUUCAGAAAGCACAUGGGAAUGCAGCAAUAUCAUUGAGCUCAUUGUGGUUGGGACAGUGAGGCGAAAGGGAGAAGUUGGACUCACCUGGACACCACCUCUGGUCUAGGUCUUACAAGCCUGCAGUCUUUAAAGCAGGGAGUAAAUGUGAUCUUACAGAGAGCAACAGGGGAGUGCUGGAAACAUUCAGCAGGUGUGGAGAGGGAAACAGAGUUAAUGUUUCAAGGUGUUGCCCAAAUGUCAGGCCGCUCUUGAGAUGUUUUGAGGAUGAGGCAGAUGUAAAACCUUGAUGUACUUGACUUCAUUGACCUGGUCUGUGUGUGUGUGCGUGUGUGUGUGUGGCUGCACAUGGCAGCAAAGGAGGACCGUAAAAAUUAAUGGCACACUUACUUCUGCAAUAAGGAGGGGCCGUUCAGUGGUGAGAUAGUAUUGCCUGUGGUAUAAGGUGCCAUCAAACAUGUCAACUGUCUCCAUGCAAGAUAAUAUUCUAAAGGGAUGCUUGAAAGGUUUACCUUUUGACCUUGCCCAACAGAAAAAGGGCUCAUGUUGGUUUCAGUAAUCUAGAUUUGUUGCAAAUUGACAAUCACCGCAUUAGCUGUUUGUUCUGCAAAGUUAAGCACCUUUACUACUGUGUAGUAAAUAAGGUAAAACAAAAAAUACUGCAGAUGCUGAAGGUCUGAAACAAAGCCAGAAAUUGCUGGGGAAACCCAGCAGACCUGGCACUAUCUUUGGAGAGAGAAAGUAGAGUUCAUGUUUCGAGUCCAGUCUGAAGAAAGGUCAUACCUGACUUGAAACACGAACCGUGUUUCUCUCUCCAUGGAUGCUGCCAGACUAGCUGAGUUUCUUCAACACUUUCUGCUUUUGUCACAGUCUAAGUCCUUCCGUAUGAUGUUCCUAUGUGAUUCUACAAUGUGAUUCCCCCCUCCUGACCCACUCCCUCCCUCAUUGCAUUCUGUUGACAUUUUGCUGAUGUUAGUCUAGUCAUUCCUGUAAAUAUUUAUUUAUUCUCGUCCUUGUCAAUGUUGUUGAGUAGUUGCCAUGCCAUUUGUAAGUGUCAAGGUAUUUUUAACUCUGUGAAACCAUUUUGAACUGUUCUGAUUUUCUUUGUUAUUGUACAAAAAUAAAUAAAUAAAAGCUUUACUCAUUAAUGCCUUGAAUAAGGAAAGCGAAAGUGCUAUCGCCAAAUUUGUGAAUGACACAAAUAUGUGUGGAAAGGCAAG
This is a messenger RNA of Chiloscyllium plagiosum (whitespotted bambooshark), 7306 nucleotides long. The record is from RefSeq and is a predicted model, not a curated record. NCBI's taxonomy places the organism in Eukaryota, Metazoa, Chordata, Chondrichthyes, Orectolobiformes, Hemiscylliidae.